AUAUAAUUGCCCAUUUUCCUUCAAUUCAGCUCCCUGCUUUUUCCAACUCCUUCUCUCUAUCUCUCAACUCAACCAAUGGCUGCUAACUAUUCUUUCUCUUCUUCAUCACCAUCUUCUUCAAUCCCUUCUCCAAAAUCAAGCAUGUUUUAUUAUGGUGGAAGUGAAGAUUUCUAUGAUGAACCUCACUUCCUCCAAGCUUGUUAUCUUUGUAGAAAACCUCUUGGCCAAAACAAAGACAUCUUUAUGUACAGAGGGAACACACCAUUUUGUAGCAAUGAGUGCAGGCAAGAACAAAUAGAGAUUGAUGAGUCCAAAGAGAAAAGUUGGAAGAUUUCAACCAAAAGAGGUGUUAGAAAUUCUGAAACUAAUCAGAAUUCUUCAAACAAUAAGGCUGUAAGAUCAGAAUCAGUUGCAGUGGCCUAAAAUCACAUGACAUGAAUGGUGUGAAUGAAUGCAAAUUUUUGAAAAAAUUAUGAAGUGGAAAAUUAAGAGCAAUUAAUUUCCAUCAUCAAGAUUCUGAUAAAACAAGGAUGAAUCUUUGCUACCUCUUGUAAAAAAAAUUGUUGGAGUUUCAAGAGAGAUAGAAAGAAAAAAAACUCAACAAGGAAUUUUGGCUCUA
Molecule: messenger RNA, 619 nt
Organism: Medicago truncatula (barrel medic)
Lineage: Eukaryota; Viridiplantae; Streptophyta; Magnoliopsida; Fabales; Fabaceae
Product: FCS-Like Zinc finger 3
Exons: 2
Coding region: 76-423 (115 amino acids)
Source: RefSeq, a predicted model, not a curated record